UACAAUUCCAGAAGCACAUUUCAAAGAGUUGCUAGAAUUUUGGAAUUUGGAACCUGUCCAGGAAGACAACAGAAGAAAAGGGAAAUAUGUAUAGAUAAAAAAGAUAGGGACACCAUGGGUCCUAUGACUUUAGCGAGGAAACAACAUAAAUUGCAACAACUAGAUGUUGAAAAAAAGCCACCAUCCUUGGCACUCAUGUACAAAGAAAGUCGUAAAAGGAAAGCAGAUAAGAAAUACAAAACAUCUUAUGAGCCCACCCAAAGUAACAUUGACAAGAUGGAGGAGGUACAAAUUCAAAGUGAAAUUGAUGGAGAUGUUGCAUACUAUGAAGUAAUGAAUAAACCAAAUAACUUUGGCCAUAGAAAAAAGCAACAAGGGAUAUGUUCACUAAGGGGAAAGAGCAACAAUCCAAUAAUUCCCGAUGAGUUCUUAAAGCCCUAUAAAGACCAAAUUGUGAAAGAAACUGUAGCAGAAUUAAUGAAGAUGCUCAAGCAAAGUGAUCCUGAAGUGUUGGAUACUUUGACUCGAUCACUUGAAAAUGUGUCAUCCAAUCCAGAACUUACAAAUCAUAUUCCCAUUGUACACUCUAAUGAGCAACAAGGAAAUGAGGAUCAAACGGAUGAAGAUGAAGAAUUGGGAUAGCAAUUCAUGAUCAACAAGAACUUUCUUUUACUGCUUUUUUGCUACUGCUACCGCUAUUUUGCUGUUGUUUUGAUCUGUUUUGCUGCUGUUUCGAGCUAUUUUGCUGCUACUGUUGUCUCUGUUGCUGUUUUGCUGCUGUUUUCAGCUGUUUUGCUGCUGUUUUGAGCUGUUUCGCUGCUGUUUCAAGAUGUUUUGCUGCUGUUUUGAGGUGUUUUGCUGCUGUUUUGUUGCUAUUGCUGUCUCUGUUGCUGUUUUCAGCAGUUUUGAGCUGUUUCGAGCUGUCUUGCUGCUGUUUUGAGGUGUUUUGCUGCUAUUGCUGUCUCUGUUGCUGUUUUCAGCAGUUUUGAGCUGUUUUGCUGCUGUUUCGCGCUGUUUGGCUGCUAUUUCGAGCUGUUUUGCUGCUGUUUCGAGCUAUUUCGCUGCUGUUUUGCUGCUACUGCUGUCUCUAUUGCUGUUUUCAGCUGUUUUGCUGUUGUUUUGCUGCUGAAUCUUGCUUAUUCGGUUGCCAACUCAUGUCUACUACUGCUGGUUGCUGCCAAUUCAUGUCUGCUAUUGCUGAAAGCUUCCACUACUGUCUACUGCUAGUUGCUGCUAAAGACUGCUGAUGACAUUUGCCGUUCUGCUAGCUAGUUGUGUAGCUACUGCUAUACGCUGUUAUUAUUAAUGUUUUUUUAUUGUUAUCGUUGUCUUUUUUGAAAUUUGGAAGUUUUUUGUUUUUCCUUACUUUUUCCAAGCUUGAGAUCGAACUUAAUAUUCUUUGUGUUUGGAUUAUUAUAUUGUUUGGCCAAACAUUUAAAUUGGUGUUUAUGGAUUUUUUU
This is a messenger RNA of Chenopodium quinoa (quinoa), 1460 nucleotides long. RefSeq lists its product as uncharacterized. The record is from RefSeq and is a predicted model, not a curated record. The transcript has 5 exons. NCBI's taxonomy places the organism in Eukaryota, Viridiplantae, Streptophyta, Magnoliopsida, Caryophyllales, Amaranthaceae. The coding region runs from base 115 to 642 and encodes 175 amino acids.